Molecule: messenger RNA, 905 nt
Organism: Camelina sativa (false flax)
Lineage: Eukaryota; Viridiplantae; Streptophyta; Magnoliopsida; Brassicales; Brassicaceae
Source: RefSeq, a predicted model, not a curated record
UUUGAAACGUGGUCUGAAAAAUGAACAAAGAUUGCUGCUCAAAGUGUCAGGCUAAAGAAACAAAGAAGAAGUACUCGAAGAAAAACGAAGAGGAGUCUGGCGAAAAGGAUGUGAAAGAAAAACAGAAAGCCGCAGAGAGUGAGAAACCAAAAACAGAUUCCAGUGGAGAAAAAGGAUCACAGGAAACUUCAGAUCAGAAGGAUAAGAAAAAGAAGGACAUCCUCACAUGGCAACACUCAAGUAUGAAGAAAGAGAAGGUUGAAGGUAAAAACUUGUCAAGCGAGAAAACCCCUGUCAACCCGCCAAGUUACACCGCCAAGUCGAUGAUGCACCAUGGUUGUGGACCAAAUCCUUCACACAUGUGGCCCAUAUCUGCGGCACCAAGAGGUUAUUAUCCCCCAUAUCCGAUGGCACCCCCAUUUGCACCCCCGGGCCCGAUGUUACCACUGUGUGGACCAUAUGGUGGUGUUGGUGGUCCGAUUCAAUCAUACUCCAUGCCUCGUGCCAGGGUCCACAUUUCACCAUAUCCGGUUAUGGCUGCAGCUGCUCCUUUCGCCUAUUGGCAAGCCAGACCGUAUAUGGAUACUAAUCCUAUGAAGCAAUACACUACUUAUGCAGACAAUUAUACUUAUGCAGACAAUUACGGCUAUUGCUUUAUCUAAGUUCCUCUUAGAGAUUCCAUAUGUAUUCACUCUGUUUGCUUUAUUUUAGAAAGAGUAAACUAAAGUGAUGGCAAGAGUUAAGGGGUUUCAAACUUUCAAUGUAGUUUUUUAUAAGCCUUUUCAUAAAAGGAGGAAAAAUAAAAAUUGAUCCUUCGAUAAAGAUAAUGUAAAAAGAUUCAUGGCCAACCAUAGGCUCUACAUAAGGGCAAUAUUCAAUUAUCAAGCCAUAACACCAAAUGAAAA